AUGACUACUUGGAGAAAUCAACAAGGGAAUGGUUAUCAUCAAGAGGGUCAGUGGCGAUCCUUAUCUUGUAACGGAAAACCGUCGUUGGAUAAUCGUUUUUUGGUACCAACGGUGCCUUCGUGGGAAAAGAAGUUCUGUGCUUCGGUUGGUUCAGUUCCAUGGGGGAAGAUAGUGGAAAACAAGAGGUAUAUGUAUCUGCAUGACAAUGUGAUGAACUGGGAUGAUUCUGCUGUCAAAGAGGCGUUUGACAAUGCAAAAUACAGGUUUUGGGCUGAGAUCAAUGGCUUUCCUUAUGAUAUACCGUUGCCGGAUCCUAAUGUUUAUAUCGACGAUGUAGAUUCGAAUGCAAGCGUUGAUACUGAACUUUAUUUGGAUUUGGAAAGAGAAUUAGAUGUUACAAAUGUGGAAGAAAAAGGCGAGGAGGUUGUGAUUUUCGGGGAUUCUUUUAUAUUGAAUCAGUCCUUUUCGGGUCCGGGAUGGGGGGACGAUGACGAAGAAACAAAGCCUUUUGAAACAAACUAUGAGGCUUUAGGAUGGGAAUCAAACCAGCAUCAAAAUAAUGAAACCAACUCGUGGGAACAAUGUGCUGCUUUGGUUGAUAGUCGAAAUGUUUCUGAGGAAUGGAAUUGGAGGGAGGGAUAUGGUGGUGACUUGUGUAACAAGUAUCAACAAGGAAGAAAUGGUGGGAAUGGAUAUAACUAUAACAGAAACAGAGAAAAUAACAUGACAUGGUCUAAGAACCAGGGAUAUCGUCAUGGUACGAACGAGUAUCAGAUGAAUCGAGGAAGAAGAAAAAAUCAAGGAGGAGGAGGAAGGAGGGGAAAUUCUGCUUAUAUGGAGAAGUGA
Messenger RNA from Vicia faba (fava bean), 846 nucleotides. NCBI's taxonomy places the organism in Eukaryota, Viridiplantae, Streptophyta, Magnoliopsida, Fabales, Fabaceae. The record is from the annotation of a GenBank genome assembly.